AUUUUUAUCUCAUUAUCUGUCAAACAUCAUUCGAACUAAACAUUUGUUUUCAUCUUACGAAAAUAAUUUACAUUUUUUUAGAUAAAUUCUCAGUGUUACAAGACCGUGUUCGUUUCAUAAUGUCCAGAAAUGAUGUUUUGUAUGUAAAAGGCAUGGCUUUUUCUGACACAGACGAAGCAGAAGAAGAUAUUUGGGAUGAUAGCAAACUCAAUGAUGCAUAUGACAAAGCUCUGAAAAUAGCAAACGCCGAGGUGGCUAAGAGGGUAGCCAUGUCGACUAACACUACACAGAGUAAAGAUGCAAACAGUAAAACAAAGUCUAAAUCGAAUAAAUGCCCUAAGUGGAAAGUCGGAAUGCAUUGUCGGGCUGCAUAUGAAGGCGAUGGAAUUGAAUACGAGGCAGUUCUCCUGAGAAUUAUUAAUGAUAAAGAAUGUGUUAUUAAAUUUAUAGGUUACGAUAACACAGAACUGGUGUCAAUGAGCGAUUUGAAACAAAGUCUGGGUAAUGCGGAACGUGAACAACAAAUGAAGGACUCGCUAGCUGAUAAAAAUAAUGAUUUACAGAAUUAUAUGGACAUUAGUGACCGGGCUACAUCACCGGGGAGUACAGCAUCCUUACAAAGGAAGAAAAAAAACGGCAAAAAGAAAAAUAAACAAAAACAUAGAAAUAGUUUUGAAUUCCCCGAUAUUCCUUUGCCAAAUUUACCUCAGUUUAGAAAUUUCUCUCCGCUAGAUGUCCCUCCGCCAAUGUUACAUCCUCCACAGGAGUCGGAGGACCAAGCUCUAUCUUCAAUGCUUCUGAGUUGGUACAUGAGCGGUUAUUACACUGGUUUAUAUCAAGGAAUUAAGAGGGCCAAGGAAGGAAGAAAGAAUUAAAAAAAAAAUCACUUCUUUAUAAAUAGAAUUUAUUUUAAGUCAAAUAACAUGAACUAAAAAUAGAAAUGCUGUUAUCUGUUACAAAUAAAUUAAAUUAUGCCUCCAGUUUUCAUUUAACUAUUUACAAAUAUACAUUUUGAUAGAU
Messenger RNA from Danaus plexippus (monarch butterfly), 1020 nucleotides. RefSeq names its product survival motor neuron protein (gene Smn). The transcript is spliced from 7 exons. Gene Ontology annotation, biological process: mRNA processing. Gene Ontology annotation, cellular component: cytoplasm; nucleus. The coding region runs from base 120 to 875 and encodes 251 amino acids. NCBI's taxonomy places the organism in Eukaryota, Metazoa, Arthropoda, Insecta, Lepidoptera, Nymphalidae. Gene Ontology annotation, molecular function: RNA binding. The record is from RefSeq and is a predicted model, not a curated record.